CCGGAAGCCAGGGAGAAUAGAUAAGAUAUGCUUUCGGGGGACGAAACGGAGUCCAAGUUUCUUUUUUGCAGGCGAGCAGGGAAUCGUGUAUGGCGCUGACGAGCAUGGCGCUUGUGCUGAAAAGUACAAAGUCGGGAGUCCGAUCGUAUUAUUCAGUUACUCCUUUAAGUGGACUGAGAAAAGCUCAUUUUCAUCUGGCUCUUUUGUUCUCUCCGUUCCAAAGCUUACUUCUACUGUAGUGCUGCUUCCCUGUUCUACUGUCUGCUACUAGAUGAACAAGCUAGCUGCGAUCACGAGAUUUUUUUCCCCAUCAUGGAAGUUGGGUUUUACUCUGGUAUUUCUCCUUUUCGCAAUUUCAACUCUCAGAUAUUAUUGGAGUAUUGCGCUUCGGCCAAUCGAGUGGUUUUGAUCACUCAGGGAACGAUGCUAGCUACCUUUACACUCGACGCCGACGGGAAAGUUCGCGGGGAAACGAAGCUAAAGCUUUCUUGCGGUCCGAAGCCGCAAAGUCUGCGAGGCGUCUGCAUUGCCUCAGAAACGGGUGCUUUUCUUCUCGCGACAGUUUCUUUACGCUUUCCUCGCUAUAGAUACUAGUGCUUUCUUGUGAUUCUGAUUGCUUAUUUUGUCCUCAACAAUACAAGCGCAAGAACAAUGAACAAAAGACCACGUCAACGUCACUUAUUUCUAAAUACUGAUUGAAUCUUUGCGAUGAACAAGUGUGAAUCACGAGUUGAUGAAGCUUUCUAUGUCAUACAAACCGCCUUCAUUUUUCGAAGAGAGCAUCGUGAGGCUCUGGAACGUAUUGGAAGAGGAGAGUUAUCUUCUUUCUCUUUCUGAUGUUGAUGACAAGCUUCGCACAGACAAAGCAGUGGCCGUUGACUACAACUCGAGAAAGCGCAUACUUGCAGUGGGCACCAAACAAGGCCGAGUGCUGCAAUGGCGCUGCGGAACUGUUAUGCAGUAAAGACUCUCUGUCUUGUUUCUGAGAGUUCUUGUCUCUGAAAAAUAGUUUAUCUUCAACAGGAUGGAAUACUCUUCUGUUGUAGUAUAAUCUUGGAGUACUUAAUAUACAUAGACUUGUUUCGGCUCGUCCUAUCGUCCUGCAGGCGGCUACUCUGGGGAUGCACCCAUGAAGUCAAAUCUUCUUCGUAGGAACACUGAAGGACAUGAUGUUAUUACCUCAAAAAGAAUAUCACUUGCGUCACCAGCAUACUAUGCUGAGCAUAGAAAAACAGUGAAAGGCGUCCUCUAAAUCAACGGCGUUUGGAGAAUCCGACUGGCAUCACCUCGCAGUAAGGAAUUUCGACAGCACAAAUUAUGGAACAUCCUUGAUAGCGGCGAACCACUUGAAUAUUGUUGACACAAACUACAGUGGAAGAAAGUGGUGUAAGUGAUUGAUUGUAUACACUAUAGAUACACACCGACUUUUUCUUUUACCACAACAAUCAUAGGUCCAGCGGCGCUCAAAGCACUAAAAUAAAACAGCCGGUUAGUUUUUACCUCUAUAGGCUUAGCCCUUCCAACGAGAUACUAUCGAUGAAGCAAGGACAACCCACAAACAACCACCUUAGGGACCAGAAAUCUAAAGAUGCCCUCCAUCUCUAGUCUCCUACUGUCGCCUUCAUGGCAGCGCAUUAGCAAAAAGACUAGUGCUUUGGCUCUAAUGAUAUACUUUUUUGUUUGAGGAGAUGUAUAGAUCUUGGUCUUCUUCGGUUCCAAACGUUAUCGAUGAAGCAAUAACACCAAUCUUUGAUGAACGAAAUUUCUGGCUCUUCCUCUUCUAGAAGAGUGAGUCUUUCUAAGACUUUCCCGUAGACAAGAUAUGCUGGGGAUCUCGGAUAGGGGAGAGCCUCUUGGCCUGCGUUUUCGCCGACGGCAAGUGUGUGAUGCUAGCGGAGACCCAACUGUCUCACUCUCUUCGUUUAAGGACUCUUCUUUUCAUCAGAAGUAACUUUUUUUGAGGAUUUCGUUCGUGCUGAGUAAGAGUAAGCUUUCAUCGAACAACAGGACUUCUCUUGUAGGUCGUGGGUAAACAAGUUGUCGUCGCAAACAAGGUGCUACAACAACAUUUUGUACCCUAAUAAACACUGUCAUCAAUGUCAAGAAUCUCAAGUUCUUAAGGUCAUGAGAUUAAGACGAAGCGAGAAGGGCCUGCGCUUCCACCUUUAAUGUGUGCGCCGUUCCUCGGUGUGCAAGUGGCUCCGUCGCAAGUAAUACUGCAUAAUGUUGGCGCUUUGGUUAAGGCUACAUUUUACAAAGGCCACAUUGAAACAAAAGGGCCGUCUGACUUGAGCUCUUUUCUGUCUGAACAAGAUAUGUAGUAAGGAAUACUACAAGUAGUAGAGGAAGAGAGGCCAUCAAGCAGGACGAAGACAUAAUACACGGGAGGUCAACACAUCAAGGAGGCUAGCAACGGUAUUAUAUCAAGAUAGCAGCUUUAAUUUGAACGGGCCGAGUAGACGCAUGCAGCAACAGCCGGAUCAGAUACUUGACUGCCCAUUCAGGCUGCGUGGCGUCAGUGUCGGACCCCCAUACGUGGCUAUAUGGUAUGGAGACGGAGUAACUGAAAAAACUUCGUAGGUGAAAAAAUGCAACUUGAUCUUCAUCUGUUGAUCCUUCGCCGUGAUGAUCUUUCUCACUGCGUCCAUGCGAAAAGUGACACUCUACAACUCCCGCUUUAAUUUUGGAGUGCAAAGCAAGUUCGGAUAUACAUGAACAACGAACAGAGCGGCUUACAGGAACAUGCAAGUUUCGACCGUGCAUCAUCUUAUGGCAGCUAGCUUUGCAGCUUUGAUUCGGUCGACAAUUUAAGAAUAUGGCAUUCAGAAAGGGGGAAGGGACAGGAAAAUUCUUGGAAACUGCGUGUUUUUAAUAGAAAUGAUCUAUCAGCCCUCUCAGCAGAAACAAAUCACACAGCUCUAAGUAUUCACCAUACACAGUUGCUGUCUCUUCGUGACCAAGGACGAGAGCAGUUUGCUAGUUUGUCAUGGGUCCAAAAUCGAGGUUUGCAACCUUCAAGGGAACGUGAAGAAAACGCUGACUUUCAGUCCGGAGACGGAGGUGAGCGCUGAGCUACUUAUUGUUUUACAGAAUGUCUACGUUAAUGAAAAUGGUCUCAGGAACUGUUGCCUCUGGUGUUGCGUACACAUACUUGCAUUGAUUAAUACAGGAUGCGGACGACUCAUGUUGUAGAUUUAUUGCCAAUAGAUACGUACUAUAAGUUCUAAGUACUUCUGAGUGCGUGACUUCGUCCAUCUAACCCAGGGAAGCCCAUCAUUAGUGGACAUUGGCGGCACUACUCUGGUUGCCUGCACAAACAAGCAAUUGUUAAGGCUAUGGAAUCUCGCUCGGGCGACACCAAAGGCCCUUGGCAGCGGAAGGCGGUUUGAGGAUAAAAAUGGAACCCUUUUAGGCGAAGUAAGACAAAUGCGCGCCAACUCCGACGGUACAAGGGUAGCCCUUCUCGCAGAUCCCGUCAAGAGAACAGCGGGUAAGCUAGUAUUUGCUGUCGUAAGAGGCUAAGCUUUAUUGAUUGUAGACGUCGAGUAUGAUGACGCUAUUCUUGUUGCCUACUACAAUCGUCUGCUUAAUCACUUAAGUAUCUUUCUUGGUUUUCUCUCUUUUUCAGGUGUCAGCGUAGUAGGGAACCAUAGUCCAAAGACGCGGCCAGGACAAAGUCCUAAGCAUGCACUCCUCAACACAUUAGAAUGCGAACCUCGAGUUUGGGUCUACGACGUGGAGUUCGACAAUUGUAUGAGAAGUUAGCAAUUUUGUCUUACUAGACACUAUUGAACUCCGAAGGCCAUCAUUAUCAAGGUUAAGGUUAAGGUUGAGGGUCCACCGCUUCGCGGCCAAGCCGCACCUACUAGGAGAACGUGGGUGCGAAGGCCAUCAUUAUCAUCAUAAUAAUAAUAAUAAUAAUACUAUAAUUAUCUAUAUUAUAAACCAAAACUUAUUUUGAAUGCUAAACAGGAGUGAACUUACGGCUUGAGAUGUACGCAAAUCAUGGCAAAGAUGUACGGGUGAGAUGUAUACGUCUGAGAUAUAUAUCUCGAUAUAUAUAUCUUAUACGUAAAUCACGGGAAAGACGUACUCUUGAGAUGUACUUACACCGGGGCGAUUCAUAGUAGGUUUCCAAAAUUCCACUUUUUUGAGAUGUACGGAAAUCAUGGGAAAGAUGUACGGGCUAGAUGUAUACAUCUCGCGCCGUAAAAAUGCCGCGUUUUUGAGUACAACUUUCCCGCGAUUCUGCUCCUGCUAAGGCUUUCGGCAGUACCUCAAAACCCUGAACCAACAGCACAAGCCAAGGACUGCGCUGCAUGGACAAAAAACGAAGAGCGAAGCGCCUCAGCCUGGGGCCAGUCAUCUCAUGAAGAAAAUCCGCUGCGUCUGCGUAUGUGCUACAAAAAGGACCCACAUGCAAACAAAGAAACGCAAACAGAGGCAAGCACCCAGCAGCUACACGCUGAGCAAGUUAGCACCUGCGCGCUUUUUGGAUCAGGCGCCUGAGCUGGCUCAAAGGGUCAGACCUUUCAAGCAGGUCAAAAGUAGACAGCGACUUCAUAAAGCUGCGCGCUUUGGGUAAGGAUUUCGAGCUGACUCAAAGGAUGGGGCCGCUCAAGCACGUCAAAAGUAGGCAGCAACUUCAUAAAGCUGCGCCUUUUGGAUAAGAAGUCUGAGCUGGCUCAAACUAAAAGGCUGGGACCUUUUAAGCACCUCGAAAGUGGACAGCAAUCCCAUAAGUUUGCGCUUUAGGAUAAGGAGUCUGAGCGGGCUCAAAGGGUGGGACCUUUCAAGCAGAUCAAAAGUAGACAGCAAUCUCAUAAAGUUGCGCUUUUUGGAUAAGAGGUCUGAGCUGGCUCAAAGGGUGAGACCUUUCAAGCAGGUCAAAAGUAGACAGCAAUCUCAUAGAGUUGUGCUUUUUGGAUAAGGAGUCUGAGCGACGUCAAAGGGUGAGACCUUUCAAGCAGCUCAAAAGCAGACAGCAACGGUAUAGAGUUGCGCUCCUUGGGCAACAGGUCUGAGCUAAGUCAAAGGGCGACACCUUUCAAGCAGCUCAAAAGGAGGCAGCAACUUCAUGGCGUUGCGCUCUUUGGAUAAGGGGCGGGAGCUGGGUCAAAGGGUGGGACCUUUCAAGCAGGUCAAAAAUAGACAGGAAACGCAUAAAGCCACGCGCUUUGCAUAAGAGGCUGGAGCAGAGUGAAAAGGUGGGACCCUUCAAGCAGGCCAAAAGUAGACGACAGCAAUCGCAUAAAGCUGCGCGCUUCGGAUAGGAUGCCUGAGUGGCCUGAGCUGGGUCAAAAGGUGGGACCUUUCAAGCAGGUCAAAAGUGGGCAGCAAUUUCCUAGAGUUGCGCUCUUUGAGUAAGGCGCCUGACUUGACUGAGUGAAAGCGCGGGACCUUACGAGCAGGCCAAAAGUAGGCAGCAGCUUCAUGAAGUAGAUUGCGCUUUUUGAGCAAGGAGCUUGAGCAAAGAAAGGCAAAAGGCGGGACCUCUCAAGCAAGCCAAGCCAAAAGCAGACAGCAGCCCCAUGGCGUUGCGCUUUUUGGAUAGGAUGCCCGAGCUUGGUCAAAAGGUGGGACCUUUCAAGCAGGUCAAAAGUGGGCAGCAAUUCCAUAAAGCUGCGCGCUUUGAAUAACCAAGCUGGCCAGAUCUGGGCCAAAGAGCGAGACCUUUCCAGCAGGUCAAAAGUGGGCAGCAAUUUCAUAGAGUUGCGCCCUUUGAUUGUGGAAGACCUCUGAGUGAGCUGACUGAAAGGCUGGGACCUUUCAAGCAGGUCAAAAGUAGAGAGCAAUAUCAUACAGCUGCGCUUUUUGGGUGGGAGGUUUGAGCAGAGUCAAAAGCCGAGACCUUUCAAGCAGGUCACUCAAAAGUAGGCAGCAACUUCAUAAAGCUGCGCCUUUUGGGUAGGGUGCCUGCGCUGGGUCAGAGGGUGAGACCUUCCCAGCAAGUCAAAAGGGCCAGCAGCUUCACAGCGUUGCGCCGUUUGGGUGAGGGUCUUGAACUGAGCCAAAGGGUGGGACCUCUUAAGCAGCUCACAAGUACGCAGCAACUUCAUCGCGCUGCGCUUUUUGGAUCAGAAAAGAAUGGGCGCAAAGGACAAGGCCUCUCGAGUAAGCCAUAAGUAACCAGCAAGCCCAUAGGCUUGGGCUUGCUUUCUGAUCAGAAAGCUCAAGCGGCUCACAGGUAAGACUGCAUCGCCCAAGCACAUGAAAGCCGCACAGCACUGCUCGCGUGGCGUUGUUCUUGUUCACUUAGAUCAAAGCCUUGAGAUGACGCAUGCCCACACCUCUCGAGAAAGCCAGAAGCAGAUAGGGAAGCUAAGCGAUAGAGCGCAACUCGCCGUAAGCUUGGGAGGGUAAAUGGCUCACAGAGAGCACACGCGAAGCAGCUGAAACGUAGGCAGCAACGCGACACCAUAAAGCUGCGUGAUUUGGAUGGAAAACCCAAAACGGCGCAAAGAGUAAAACCCCGCAAACAGGCCGAGAGUAGAACGGGGCCGCCCCCUAGUUCUCUCCACGGAAAAGAUCCACGGUAGACGUUCUCAUGGUGAGCGGAGUCGGGCGUAGUGCUUCGCCCACUAUGCGGAGAACCGAAAGCGACAAGCCUGGGGCCCCCCUCGUGACACUGCCAUGCCAGCCGGAGACGCAACACACUCCAAGAGUAGGGGACCCACGCCCAAAACCCGGGCCAGGGGGCGCGCGAGGUUCUCACGGUGAGCGGAGUCGACUGCAGUGCUUCGCCCAGCCACUACGCUGAGAACCGAAAACAGCAGGCCUGGAGUGAUCUGCUCAAGGAUUUGACUCUCGGCGUAUGUAUUUGGUUACCCGUUUGCCUCAUUCGUUCGAAGUAGUUCCUUUUGGGCGUUUCGGGUGCUGCCAGGGUGGGGGUUUAUGUAGCACGUAGUAGCUUGUAGCGCGGAGCUGCUUUGCUUAUUCCAUAGCCCGCCACUCUUUACGUAAUUCGUAGCACGCCGGUGGGCCGUAUGGAUUUUAUGUAACUCGUAGCAUUUGCCAGACCCUUCCGCCCUGCCCCGGCGUGUGUACACGCCGGGGGCACGUGGGCGGUAUAAUAUAUGAUAAUGAUAAUAAUCAUCCUAAUAUUAAUAUUAAUAUUAAUAAUAAUAAUCAUCAUCGUCAUGAUAGUCCUCAUUAGAAACCAAGAAGCCACGAAGUACGUGGAAGAAGAAAAGCUGCAAUAGGGCCGUCCUCUCUCCAUCAUCUAAGAAGAUUACCGCUUUAGAGAUAAAGACGCCAGGACGACUUCCAGUAUCUCUCAGCUGGGACCCCGCAGAUCCUAGGCUGUUAGCUGUCGAGGCCGUUCCUUCGUCAACGGGAACAGAACCUGUAUCACCAAGUUCUCGCAUGAACACAUCGCUGGACCCUGAUUCUUUAUGAACUAGAACUUCGUUCAGUUGUACAUGGUAGUCAACCUAGUAGCAAGCUUUCGAGAUCUAUACUCGAGUGAGAGCAUGGUCGAUGAAUAAUAGCGAGCGACAACAGGGUCAUCAUGUUCAUGGCAGCAGAAAGUAAUGGAACUGGGAUCAGCACAGCACAGUGGAAUUUUCAGAACUAAUUUCUUUUCACGAGGACAUCAUCUUGUACAUGGCCAUCCCCCGUCUUCUUCUACCUUUUCAUAUACCGGCGACGAGCACAAGCAUACGGGAGAAGUUCUCCUUGUUUUUGCAAGUGAGAACACUGUCCUCCAGCAGGAUUCCAUACCGAACCCAAAGGACGAGAAUAGCAGCUUACCGCUGAUUCCGGUUUCAAUCGUCGUGCCCUACGUCUACUUUCUCUUAUGAAAUUUUUCUCAAGUAGGCUUAGGUUUUUUCGCUUGUUGUUGUUGUUGUUGUUAUCUUAUCACAAUCAACGAUGCUGUCGCGGACGCUGAUCAUCAUCGUCAUCAUUAUCAUCCUCAAACUGAAGCACUCGGUAAAUAGAUCAGUAGAAACUACAGUCUACGAGUAUACCGUCUACGCCUUUUCAUUCGUUCGACCAGUAGAUAGCAGUGUGAAGCUGACGAGGAGUGCGACGGUGCUUUCAAAGCAGGUUUUGCGGGAUUUCGAUUAAGGCUAUUGAUCUCUUGCCAUUGUUUGUGUUUACAGUCGUAUAAAUUAAAACUAUAUCAUUCUCAUGCUUUGAAAGUCGUAUCUAAACGUAAAUACGAUCUAGGGGGCGGGCACUUCAAGCUCUCUAAAUCCAGGGCUUGGAGGAAGUGAAUGCAGGAACGAAAAAGGCGCUAUUGUUAAGGCAGCCACAAACUCAUCUGCUUCUAGAACAACAUUUUGCGGGCUCCGUUUUCAAAGGGAAAACGGGGAGCGAGAUGCGUCUGGGGAGAGAUUUCUGGUAGGUCUAACGUUGGACUUUAGUUACUACAUAGCCUGCGGGAACCCAGAUGAAGCCUACAAAGCCGUCUCAAAGAACAUUACCAGCAAAGCAGUGUGGGAAUCAUUGGCAAAAAUGUGUGUCAAUUAUGGUGGUAUUCUAUGAUCAUGGAUCAAAAUCGUGAGGACUAGUUGUACCUGGCUCCAAGGAAGUCUUUCUGCACUCGAUUUUCAAAUGACCCGCAAGCACCUUAUCUUGCUUCUUUUUUCUAGGUAGGUGCCACGGCCUCAUGAUUUGAAGAAAGUCGCUCUGAUUUCAGAUGACACUGCGUAUACUAUAGACUCAAAGUAGGUGUACUUAACAUAGAAUUCCCAUCUAAGCAGUAACCAGACGCCUGGAUGUUGUGCAGAAGUGUGUGGGGCAGCUCGGUAACGUACGCGCUGCAACCGCUUUGCGACCUCUGUCCGACAUGAAACUGACAUCCCUGUCUGCGAGGCAUGAGGCCGACGCAACAGUGAAGCUAGCAACGGUCGCUGCACACUUGGGUACAUUGUUUUACAAGAUGAUCAAGAAAGGCAAGGGCCUUAUGUUUAAGAAGGGCCUUAAUGAAUUCAGGCUUCCACAGUCCUUGGAUAAAGUUGCUAUUUUAUUUCAUUCGAUCUCGCGUAAGCGUAUCUAAGAUUGAAAUCGUGUACUAAGUACUGACGCAGAGCAAAGGCUGUUUGCAUUCUAUUCAGGUAUGUCAGAAGACGCGGAAGAGCUAUACAUCAAGGCUGGUCGUCACGAUCUCUUAAACAGGCUCUACCAGGCGUUGAAUGAGUGGGACAAGGCCCUCGAUGUCGCAAAAACAAAAGACCGCAUCCAUCUGAAAACCACGUACUACUUAUGGAAAAACGGAAGUUUCUUUUUUAGCUCUACACACAGUGAGUGAGUACGAGUAGUUUGUUGUGCAGUGAUCAUUGUUUGUCUAGUUUAGAUCGUAGCGCAGAAGCUUCCUCGUAUAAACUUCUAGAUGGAGGUCGCUCAAACAUACCAUUUCCAACUGCAGGGAUAAGAGCUGGCGUGGAUAGUUCGUCUCGACCUUUCAGUAUUUGUGCUUGAUGAAUAUCUAUGUAUAAUCAGAUUGAUGCCUUUGAAUGAUGUUAAUCUCUUCAUGGAAAAACUACGCGAGUUACCUAGAGGCCUUCGACAAGCGCGAAGCACGGAAAUUCUACAAAUUAGCAGGCACGGAGAUUCCAGAUUGCACCCGAUUGCUGCUUUCGGAGGGAGGGGACAAAGAUGACGCAAUGCUGGUCGAAUACGUUAACGGCAAAACACAACAAGUUACGGGAAACACCGUAUUAGCAUGAUCUUGAAUUGUAGUUGUAAAAGAGCAGCUACUUCCUCUGAACGGGGCGUUCAUCGUCUACGAGUAGAUAUGACAUUUAUUGCAGUACUAGUCGCUCUUCUAAGCAAGGAAAUGAGAAACUGCAGAGAUGGUAUGCAGCAUACUUGGAGAGCAAGCAGGAUCUUCCAGGAGCAAUUAAGUGCUACACGAAAAGCCAGGACUGGCAUUCCCUUGUGCGACUCCACUGUUUCGAAAAUGACAUCGAGACGGCGAAAAAAGUGUGCGAAGACACGCGCGAUAAAGCAGGAUGCUACUAUCUUGCUGGCGUUCUGGAUUAUGGCUCCUUUGCUGACUUUUCGUUUUCAUAGGAAAAUUAUCUACAACACAUUGACGGAGACGGACUACAAAAGAAACAACAGUUUGUCAAAUCAAAUACGGGUUUCAUCGAGUUCUACAUACUUGAUAUGUAUGUGCUGGAGGUUCAAAUCUAAUUUCAACAAAGGGCCAGCGCGCAAACUAUGCCUGAUGACGUGUAUCAAGGAAGAUCUGGUGGCCCUUUUGGUGGUAUGGGCGGAGGACCGGAUGCUGCAAUGAUUAUGUCUACCGGAUUUCAUCUACGUAGAUAGACACGGCUGCAUUUUGUUGAUGUAACUUGCUACUACGAGUCCAGUAAGUGACUUCGCGGGUUAUACUGAUUCCGAGCGUGCCUCUUGUUCCAUACGACUUCCCUGAAGAGAUACGGGAUAGUAGCUUAAUUAUCUUGUAUGAUGUAGCAUAUUCUUGCCUACCCAGCAAGAAAAAGUAUAUAGAACCUUCCAGGAAGAAAAACACAACCUUCCAAGAACGUCCUCUUUUGUCAGAACAAGGUAGGAGAAGCCGCGAACAAGGACGUUUUAGGUAGACUGCAUGGAGGUGGUUCUAAGUACCUAUUUGAGACUGUGGCACGUAUUAGAGUCUAAUCGCGUCAAGGAGGCCAUCCGGUUCUACAGCAUCGCUGGCUGUGCCAAACACGCUAUUCGUCUUGCCGAUCAACUAGCUGGCGCGGAAGGAGAUCUGAUGACCCUGGCGCUAGGGAGUGGACGAUCCGAAGAUCUUAUUUACGCAGCGAAGCACUACGAAAAACAAGGCACUUUAUGGAAACGACCUGUAGUAAAUAAUAACACAAGCAAUCUAGUAAAAUGUGUACGCAGGAGAGGACAUCGCUAGUGGCAAUACUAGUAGAGAAGAUGCUGCUCUGCUGAGCCUUCGCUAAGAACAAAGGUUUUCUUUGAUUUCUACCGGAGAAUUUAAGUUACUUACAUACAAUUUGUCGCACUCGCCUUUCAUGUUUUCCAGCAGCAGCUGCGAAAGCCGUUACGCUAUACCAGAAGGCCGGGCAAGCAGGGCGCGCGAUGGAAUUGUGCUUCUCAGCGCGGCUGUUUGAGCCACUGCGCAAGAUUGUUGAGGAGAUCGUAAAAAAGGCAGAGUCUGCGCCAGAUCAAAGUGGGAAAGGACAAGGUAUUUACUAAACACGUCAAUGUAUGAAGGCAGAGACCCAAUAGCUAGGAAGUAAGAAGUUCGAAAAUACAAGGAUCGUAAGACGAAGAUUUAGUAGUGAAAUCGAUUCGAGUUCUCAUACACCCACAACUAACCCCAGAUGCGAGCGACGUCCCCACUGCGGAUCCCGAGUUACUUGCUAGGUGUGCGGAAUUCUUUCGCGAAAACGAGCAGCAUGACAAAGCGGUCCAGUUACUUUGUCUCAGCGGACAGGUGGGUGAAGCCAUUGAUGUGUGCUAUCAGCACGGUGUCCAUAUCACAGAGGAACUUGCGGAAAAGCUAACACCGGAGAAAACAACCGACGAUAAAGAGGAAUGGCGGAAGACGCAAUUGCGGAAGAUCGCGAAACUCUGCAAAGUUACGGAUUUACAGCUUUGAAGAUUCUUUAUCUUGUCUAUCCGACUACUUAUCUCAUGUUUUUAUUCAUAUCAGAAUCGCGGAGGCUUUGGCUCUGCGGAGCAUCGGUGAGCACAGCUCCGCCAGGGCUGGAGGUCUUCUAUGAUUGAGUUGGGGGUGGCGCCUUAUCUCAUGAGAAGCCGGGAGUUAUAGGCUGCAGGGGGUGCUCGCGGCCUAUAGCCCUCGCCCUCUCUAUCACGUUGUGUGGUAUGCUCAUCGGUCUGUUCGGUUUUGUUGGUUUCACUUUCAUUCUCAUUACCUCCGAUCAGAUCUACCCUACCUCUGGCUCUUUCGUCCACCCUCCACCACCUUCACAUUAACUAAAUAAUUAGAAAAUUACCCAAAUAUAAGAGAGAGUAAUUACGGAUAGAUAGUGACCAGAUCUCUUCUGGUCCGCCUUCUUUUUCUUCCCAAAAACCUCUUAGGAUGAGAAAAAAGAAAGGAAGUCUUUGAACUUCUAUUCAAGAAAUAAAUUAGUAACUAACUAAUGAAAGUGCCUACAAUCUAAACAAUUCAUCACCCUCAUAUCAGAGUCGGAUACGGUCGGCUAGCUACCUAUUAGUGGUAGUCCUAGUUCAAAAAUGAAAGAUGAAAGUACUAACUACUAGGAUCGCAGAUGAUCUUCAAGCAGGUUCAUUGUUGUGCCUCUUUCUUCUGACGCUCCCUCCUUCUAAGCAACACCAAGGCAGUUUCCAGAUCGCAUGCAAGAAGUACACGCAGGGAGGCGAAAAAGUCAAGGCGAUGAAGGCAUUGUUGAAGAGUGGCGAUACAGAAAGAAUCACGUUCUUCGCUGGAACCGCCAGAACACCGGAGAUUUACGUGCUCGCCGCCAACUAUCUCCAAAGCCUGGAUUGGCACUCAAGGCCAGAAAUCACGAAGCAAAUUCUCUCAUUCUACAGCAAGGCGAAGGACUAUCGGAAAAUGAGUAAUUCACUAGUACCUCCGUCUCUAUCGACUAGCGAAUUUCAGGCAGAAUUACAAUUUUGAAGUAGCUGAUACAAGUUGAGCAAGGUGUACAAUCUUCACUGACCACUUGAAAUUGUGCCAACUCAUCACGAGGUAAUUUCUACACCGCCAUUGCGAUGGUCGAAAUUGACGAAUACCGAGACUACGAGAAGGCGGCGAGUUGCUUAAAAGACGCUCUGAAGGUUCUGCACAAGGCCAAUUUGGAGCUCUCGGAGGAGUAUCAGACGACGGAAAAAAAACUGAAGUUCGUAGAGCAAUUUUCAGCACUGAAGACACUAAAACCCGAUCAAGUAGUCCAAGCCUGCGAGACCUUCCUAGAAGUCCCGCAAAUCGAAAACUACCUUCGAAUCGGAGACGUCUUUGCAGCGUGCAUUGAAGCGUAUUUUUGUGAACUCUAAUAUUCAUUGGUAGUUGUCGAGGUUGUACUAGAAGUACGUCUUAUUUCUCUGUAUCUGUAUCUAUAAGCAAUAGAUGCAUUGCGUGUUCUUCUUUUUCAGGUUUGACUCGAAGUAUGACAUCACUAUAAUAAACCAAUGAAUGAUAUUUAGUAGAAAAAUAGACUUGUCGACGUUCGCCUUUUUUUAGGUAUGUUGCGCAAGGGUUGUAUCAAGACGCGGCGACGAAGGUCGAGGAGAUGAAGCUCGCCAAAAUUCAACUAGGCCCAUAUGUAGACUCUGACGUCCUAGCGAAAAUCCAGAACGAAGUGGGGACGCUGGUGGAGGAGCCAGUAUAUGAAAAUUACGUACUUACUUUUCUAAGUCUUCUUCACUUUUGCUUUUGUAUCUGUAGCUUAUCAUAAGUGUUACUUCUUAGCGCUAAUCAAUUUAUUGCGGUCAGGAUAGGGACUGGCGUGGUGGUCAGUACGAUGAUCUUCAAUCUAAUCUUAUGGCUUACAGAUUUUUCUUUUGUGAUUGUUGAAAACUGAUGACAUUUCUAGCAUGGAGACCACUCGAGGAUUAUAUCCACACUAAUGGUCGUAACCAUAGGAACUUUUCCUUCGAAGUUGCUGUCAACAAAUUACUAGUCUUUUGGAACAAGGAACAUAAACAUAUGAAAUAUCGGAACAGGUUGAUUUGACCAAAAAUAUCAGGCCGCGAAUUGGAAACCGAGUGAGGACGAAGUGGACGAAGAAAUUGAUGAGGAGAUCUCAGACAAGGAGUAGAAAGACGUAGAGACGACACUUUUCUACGCACACGCUACUUCUCACCUUGUCUAGCUCGUCGAGACGCCUUUGUACCCUUGACGAAGCGGCCCUUCCUUGAUAACUUCGUCGCCGUAUCAGAGGCGGUGAGGAUUUGCGGAAGACAAAAGCCUUGCUACUGAUGCGCAUGAGCAGUUACAAGUAGGAAACACGCGCGACAGCAUGUUUCCUUGAAUAGUUCAUCUUGUUUCUUUCAGUAUUCCCAGUUUUAGUACUUGUUUUCGUCAAGGUUCCGAGUCAUUUUUGAGUUCAGCGUUGAGAACUGGUGACGCACGUGGAUUGCGCUUUGUGACGCCACCGUGGGUUUGCUUUUAUCAUUAAUAUCCCCGGACUAGAAGGUGUUUUUUUAAUGCUGCGUUGGUUCCUUACCGCCACACACACCCAGACCAGUCCGUAGGAUGACCCAGCGAUCGGAGGCCGUGUUCAUUUUCUCAAUUUGGUCAGCUCAGAUCCUGACCGAAAGUGCGAUGAAUAC
Messenger RNA from Amoebophrya sp. A25, 14226 nucleotides. NCBI's taxonomy places the organism in Eukaryota, Dinophyceae, Syndiniales, Amoebophryaceae. The record is from the annotation of a GenBank genome assembly.